This is a messenger RNA of Scedosporium apiospermum, 687 nucleotides long. RefSeq lists its product as uncharacterized. NCBI's taxonomy places the organism in Eukaryota, Fungi, Ascomycota, Sordariomycetes, Microascales, Microascaceae. Bases 1 to 687 code for a protein of 228 amino acids. The transcript is spliced from 3 exons. The record is from RefSeq and is a predicted model, not a curated record.
AUGGCUAACCAGCAAUUGACCCAAUUCGUCCAAGGAAUUAUUCAAGACCAUUCCGAUGCUCGUGAGGGGAGCUUUGCAGUUCACUGGGAAACCUCGAGCCCGGCAUACAACUGCUUCGCGUUCGCUGUGGGCGACGACACCCGCUGGUUGACGCCUAUGAAUCUUCUGGACCUGGAAUGGAUGUACGCCCAAUAUGGUUAUUUUAGGGUUGCAGAGGGCUCUCCCCAGGUUAACGAUGUAGAGGUCUAUGCCAGAGGUGGCAUGCCUCUGCAUGCCCACAAGAUCUCGAGUGCCUUGCCGGGGGACAGGCAGUGUGACUCGAAGAUGGGACAAGGGCCCAUCAUCUCCCACUCUAGGGGGAUGCUGCAGUCCCCAAUGCGGCACCGGUCAACCGAGCGAAGGUACGGCACCAUUGUGGCUCGAUACCGGUAUAACAAACAGAAGCAAAAAGAGUGGCAGGAGGAGCAUCUAACCAAAACUUCAAGGGGCCGCACAAUCUUGAAGCAUGGAGCUGCUGCGACUGGAUCGGGUGCGAUCAUCCAUGUCGGCGACCUAGGCAGGACGAAGUCGGGAAGGAUCGUGAGGAAGCCGACGAGGUAUGGAGCGCCGAUUGCCAAGAAAGGGGAGACAGUCCCAGUAACUCGGGAAGAUGGAGGGAAUGGUGGAGAGGCUGUAGGUGGGGACUAA